This is a messenger RNA of Scatophagus argus, 2479 nucleotides long. RefSeq names its product ubiquitin-conjugating enzyme E2Nb (gene ube2nb). The record is from RefSeq and is a predicted model, not a curated record. The transcript is spliced from 4 exons. Bases 128 to 589 code for a protein of 153 amino acids. Lineage: Eukaryota; Metazoa; Chordata; Actinopteri; Scatophagidae.
AGCAUAUUUUCUUACGUCAUCUGAAGCCACCGGAAGAGUGAGUUAACUGUCCCCGCCCCGGCAGUUCAGUCAGUCCAACCUGAAGAGAAGGCGAGUCUACGGCUAAAAAUAUAAUAGCUAACACAAGAUGGCCGGUUUGCCUCGUAGGAUUAUUAAGGAGACACAGCGGUUGAUGGCAGAGCCUGUUCCAGGGAUCACGGCCACGCCUGACGAAUCGAAUGCACGUUACUUCCAUGUGGUCAUUGCAGGGCCUCAAGACUCUCCUUUUGAAGGAGGCACAUUUAAACUUGAACUAUUUCUUCCAGAAGAGUAUCCCAUGGCAGCUCCCAAAGUGCGAUUCAUGACCAAAAUCUACCACCCCAAUGUUGACAAACUGGGAAGAAUAUGUUUAGACAUUUUGAAAGAUAAGUGGUCUCCAGCCCUGCAGAUCCGUACAGUGUUGCUAUCGAUCCAGGCGUUAUUAAGUGCUCCCAAUCCAGAUGAUCCCCUGGCAAACGAUGUUGCAGAGCAGUGGAAGAAAAACGAAAGCAAUGCCAUCGAGACAGCCCGAGCAUGGACCAGGCUCUACGCGGGCAACACUGAAGUAUAGAGGAAGAAAUACGAGGCGUCUGAAUGUGAUCCACAAAAUGUACUCCUAUUCUGUCAACAUUUGAAUUUAACGGACACAAAAAAAAGAAAAAAAAAAGAUUAUAAGUCCAAAUCUAUUUGAAAGAAAUGACGAGAUUUACUGCUGCAGACCUCUGGGUGACUUAUUUUCCUCUCUAAGGCGCGUUAUGUGUGUGUUAACCUUUUUUUUUUUCCGUGUUGCUAUUUAAAUGCAUGGACAGAGAAUGACACCCUCCCCACUACAGUCUUAAAAAUCACAUGCAAUAUGUUGUCCUGAAGUAGGCACAUACUGGUACGUUUGCAAACUAUACAUUAAAGCUGUUCUUCUUUUAACACAUGCAUUAUUUGUCAACACAUCUGUAUGUCUUCUGUGAACAAUGACAUGUUGUUUCGACAAGUAGAGUGUUCAGCUGUCUUUUCUCCCCACUAGUAGGAAGCAGACAAAAAAAAAUUCAAUUCUGAAUGCUGAAACUCCUCUUAACUCUUUAGGGAAUAGGAGUAUAGGAGGGAAUAGGGAAUAAGGAGUUUUUGCAGAAUAGCCCUUACAUUAAAUAAGAGGGUUAGUUGGAUUUUCACUCGUAUGCAUCUGUGCAAACCAACACCUCACAGCACUGAGAGUAAAGUCAGUGUUGUAACUACUGUAGUUCAAGAGUAGAUUCACACAAGGGCACUUAAUACUGAGCACAGAGGCAAAGUGUCUCACAAUAUGUUCUUCGCACAGCAAAGACGAUCCUAUUCGACCCAUCACAAACCUCUAAAAGACACUUUCUGUAACAGCAGCGCAUACCAAGCUAAAUUUAUAACAGUAAGACGGAAAUAAAAAUGACAAAGGAUGUCUCGGAACAUUUUCAUCCACAGACAACUGAUGGAUGUUCACUCCAAUGUUUUUACUGUAAAAUGAACUUGAAGACAACCUGAAGGUUGCUGCGUACUUGCCAAAUUUGCCAGUAGAGGAAACACAGCAUGUCGUUCAAAGUUAGUGUUAAUCUGUGGCUCUUGCAGAUGCAAUUUUAUCUCUUCAUUCUUUACAUCUUAAGAUUGUUCUUAGGCUGACGAUCUGCUGAUUUAAUGUCAUGUUCUGUUCUUUCAACAUGCUUCCGAGCAGAUUGUUAGGCGUCUGUGUGAAAUUUUCCCCACACAAAAGUCUCAGAAACAUUCAGUGUAAAGUUUGUUCCAUCCAUGGUUUUUCUCACAUCUGUUCAAGUUUCAGUUCAAACCCAGUCAGACAGUUUGGGGAGGGUGAGCAGGUUAUUUCUCAUGCUUUUUCUUUUUUUAAAAAAAAAAGCCAUUACCAACACAUUCAGAAAGGUAGAGUGAUGCAGAUUCUUUGUGUUGAAAAGGAACUGCAUGCAUGUUGUAGUAGACUACUAAAAUGUGUUGAAAAUGUCUUUUUUUUCUUCUUUUUUUUUAAGGGGUGUAGGACAUUUAGCCCCUUUUUGUUUUUAUUUUCCCUUUUUAACUGUCUGUCCAUGCUAUCUAUGUUGCCUGUUCUCUAUUUUAUUUUCAGUUCUGUAACUUCGUAAAAAAAAAAAAAGUAUGUACCAUAAUCAAAUUGAUAUCAGGACAGUUCAGUCUAGUUCUCUUCUGGGUGUUUGUGAGAGUUGAGGCGUUAAGUUGUGUUUAACAGGAAAGAUUAGGCUUUUUUUUCUUUCUUUUUCAGGUUUUAUCAUAAGUUACAAAGAUGUUUUUCACAUUGAUUGUAUUGAGUUGGUCUCAUCUGUUUUUGCUCUUUUUAUUAUACUGAUCUUUAAUGGUUAUGCAAGUGAAUAUAACUGAUUCAAUCAUUGUGGUUGCAGAAAAGGUCUUCAUGCUACUAUUCCAGAUUUUCUAUUGGCUCAGAACUUCACACAUUAAAACCUUGUGUCAAACUCUA